Aspergillus nomiae NRRL 13137 is the source of this 1146-nucleotide messenger RNA. RefSeq names its product tyrosine--tRNA ligase TYS1. The coding region runs from base 1 to 1146 and encodes 381 amino acids. The record is from RefSeq and is a predicted model, not a curated record. NCBI's taxonomy places the organism in Eukaryota, Fungi, Ascomycota, Eurotiomycetes, Eurotiales, Aspergillaceae. Gene Ontology annotation, biological process: tyrosyl-tRNA aminoacylation. Gene Ontology annotation, molecular function: ATP binding; tyrosine-tRNA ligase activity. The transcript is spliced from 5 exons.
AUGGACUCGGAAGCACAAGCACGGUUUGACCUUAUCCGCGAGAACCUCGCGGAGGUCUUGAACCCGGAGUUGAUUGAACAAAUUUUGAUUGAAAAGAGAAACCCCAGAAUCUAUUGGGGUACGGCAACCACCGGAAGACCACACGUCGGGUACUUCCUCGCUGCGCUCAAAAUCGCUCAAUUGCUCCGUGCACAUUGCGACGUCGUUGUCCUGCUCGCCGAUGUCCACGCCUUCCUUGACAACUUGAAGGCGCCGCUUGAGCUUGUGGAGAACCGUGCGAAAUACUAUAGCAAGAUCAUCACGGCGAUCCUCGAGUCGGUAGGCGUGCCUACUGAUAAGCUCGAGUUCGUUCUUGGCAGCUCCUACCAAAAAAGCCCCGAAUAUGUCAUGGAUGUGUAUCGCUUGUCAAGUUUGAUCUCCGAGGCAGAUGCUAAGAAGGCUGGCGCAGAGGUUGUCAAACAGACCGACAAUGCUCCAUUGAGUGGUCUUCUCUACCCGGUGCUUCAGGUGCUCGACGAAGAGCAUCUCAAAGUUGAUGCUCAGCUAGGAGGUAUGGACCAGAGGAAGCUCUUUACCGCCGCCGUGGAAUGGCUGCCUAAGAUUGGUUAUCGAAAGCGCGCACAUUUAAUCAAUCCCAUGAUCAGCGGGUUGAAGGGUGCUAAGAUGAGUUCUAGCGUUGAAGACAGCAAGAUCGAUUUGCUAGACCCAGCCGAGAGCAUCUCAAAGAAAAUUCGCAAAGCGGAAGCAGCUCCUCGGGUUGUCGAAGAUAAUGGAGUUAUCGCACUAGUGGAAUAUGUUCUCCUACCCGCCGCUGAUCUGAAGGGCAAGAAGGAGUUCCGAGUCGAGCGAAGGGAGGAGGAGCCAUUGAUCUACACCGAUAUCAAGCAGCUUAAGGAAGAUUAUGCGAACGAUGUUUUAACGCCACAAUUACUCAAGCCUGCUGUAGCAGCGGGUCUUGUCGACCUUAUGGCACCUAUACAAGCGGCGUACCAAGCCUCUCCAGAAUGGCAAGAGAUUACUCUGAAGGCCUACCCCCCUCCAGUUGUGGAAAAGAAACAGAAGAAGGUCAAGAACAGGGGCACUCGCUUCCCGGGCGCUAUGGUGCAGCAGGCCCAAGCGAAUGGUGUUGAACCUACGGAGAAGUAG